Messenger RNA from Periophthalmus magnuspinnatus, 3203 nucleotides. It is a transcript of the gene shcbp1, whose product is annotated as SHC SH2-domain binding protein 1. Bases 139 to 2247 code for a protein of 702 amino acids. The record is from RefSeq and is a predicted model, not a curated record. Lineage: Eukaryota; Metazoa; Chordata; Actinopteri; Gobiiformes; Gobiidae. Gene Ontology annotation, biological process: fibroblast growth factor receptor signaling pathway. The transcript is spliced from 13 exons.
CUCGAUUGGCUCGGCUCUGCAACCCGGGGAAAGUUUGAAACUGGCCUGGGUGUGUAUACCGCGCAGUUAAGUUACACAUUUCACAGCUGUUUACGGCUACACAGACGUUUCCUUUGGGCUCCGUCUGUGCUGAAUUUGAUGGAGUCUUGUGAGAAACGUUUGCUUGUUGAUGGAGGCAUGGCUGAGGUGGUGGUGUCGGAUAUAGAUUCGUACGUUCACGUUGAGAUUGAAGUGGAAAACAACAACCGCAUCGCCAGCUCAGACGAGGGACGCAGCGAGGCCCCCGUCACCCAAGCUCUGUUCCAGGAUGCAGAGGAGGACGAAGAUGCGGACAGUGAAAGCAGUGGAGAUGACAGCGGCACAGACCCCUUUGGCACAGAGCGGUCAGGCACACAGCUGCAGAGAUGUGAACACAAAACAGAAUCAAACUCCAGUCUCCCAGACACUUUCCAGACCAGCCACCUACUCUUCUACGAGAGGUUCAAGGCCUACCAAGACUAUGUGCUGGGUGACUGUAAGCCAUCAGAGGUCAAAGCCUUCACAGCAGAUUAUCUUGAGAAGGUGGUAGAGGUGUGUGACUGGCAAGCCUUGUGGUGCACUGAUGUCUUUGAUGUUUUGGUAGAGGUUCAGGAUGUGGACUUUAAGGAGCUGAAGGCUGUGGUGCGCCUGGUGUUGCCCAUGCAGUGUGAGGCUAAAGGCUGUGAGUUGACUGAGGACAACAUGAAGUCUGUGCUGGAGGCCACACAGCACCAUGUCCCUCUGAAGGAGCUCCACGCAGUCUACGAGGAAUCCGGAGAGUUUGACGAGACCGCACUCGCCAUUGAACAUCUCCGAUUUUUCUACGAACACAUUUGGCGGCGAUGGGAUGAAGAGGAUGAAGACGAUGACUUUGACUACUUUGUGCGAUGUGUAGAGCCUCGCCUGAGAUUGUUUUAUGACAUCUUGGAGGACCGAGUGCCUGCAGGUUUGGUCAUGGAGUACCAGACGUUACUGGACAACUGCUCCAAGGUCUUCGAGCAGUUCUCUGUUCUGCGCAGCGGCAUGUGCUGUGAUUCUGACUCUGAACUAGACAACGUGUCCAUGGUGGAGGGCCUCAAACUCUAUGACCUGCUAGAAACAUACAAACGCAAGCUGCACAUCAUUGAAAACCCCUUAUUACGAUAUGUUCUAGGGUAUAAAGGUAAUGCCAGACAGCAGUUUGUACAGAGCCGUGGCCCCAGAGAGUCUGGGUUGAAGGUGGUUCAUGUGGUCGCAUCCUCUUGCACCGCUUCACAGCUCCAGUCUCUCCUCAAUGACAAACUGCUGCCCAUGUAUUCUAAUGAGGACACAGAAAUAAAGUUUUACGGGGACCCAGUUUCAGCAGUGGACUCUUGCCAUGAGGGUGAUGUGGUCAUAGUUUUACCAGGUGUCUUUAAUGUCACCAGCUCAAUCAACCUACCAGAUUCAAUUACAGUAGAAGGCUUUGGACUUCCAGAUGAGGUGGUGAUUGAAAAGAAGGGCAAAGGAGACUCAUUCAUUGAAUCCACCGGAGUAAAUGUUAAAAUAUCCAACAUCAAGUUUAUCCAGCACGAUGCUAUUGAGGGCAUUGUUUGUGUGCGUCAGGGGAACCUCUACCUGGAGAACUGUGUGUUACAGUGUGAGACCACCGGAGUCAUUGUCAGGACAUCAGCCCACCUCACCAUGAACAUCUGUGACCUCUAUGGAUCCAAGGGAGCUGGCAUAGAGGUCUACCCUGGCAGUGUGUGCAGUCUGGUUGGAAAUGGCAUCCACCACUGCAAAGAUGGGAUCCUCAUCAAGGACUUUGCUGAUGAACUUGAUGUGCUGCCAUCAAUCACCAUGGAAAACAAUGUAAUUCAUAACAAUGAGGGCUAUGGAGUGAUACUGGUUAAACCCAGCACUGGGGAGGACCAGACUGUUCCCCUUGAAAAGAUUGAAGAAAACACGAUCAAACCAACAGAGAAACCACCAGGACCAGUUGCCGAACCUGAAAUCAUCACCACCGUUGCAACUCCCCCAACCAAACCCACAUUGGAGGACCAGGUGGGUGAUGGUAGUCUCAGCGCCGACGGUGACCUGCUCUCUGCCUCCGCCCGAAAGUGGCAGCUGUGUCGACAGCUGAGCCGAAGUAAAGAGGCCACGUGUAGCCGGCCCGUCCAGGAUCUACUCAACCAUGAGAUCUUCGUGUCCAUUCAGGGAAACCAGUUCAGACGCAACGGGAUGGGUGACUUUGGCACCUUCAUCUGCUGAACUGUUACCUGGCUCUUUACCGCCCCCUAUGUCUUUAACACAAGUCCAUAUAGGUCGCUACUGCAGUUGUAAAUAUAAUGUAUCCGAAGAGUAUUUUUGCUUUGGACUGAGCCGUCUCACUUAAUUAUAGCCAUAUUUUGAAGCUGCACUCCUGAACAUACUGAGCCCUUAGAAAUUGUGCAGUGAAUGGGCACUUUUGAAGUUGCACAAAUGCUUUUAUCUUAUUUAUUCCUAUGGGCUAACAAUACGUCUGGCGUUUUAAUUUUUUUUAUAUACAUAUAACUUCGGAGAACACUUGUCACUUUGGAAUCAAAUUUUUGCUGUAAUAAAUGUGUUUUUGGAGAGGUAAUGGGCCGUUCAAAUGUGCACCGAGAAUGUCACACUAUGAACAAGUUCACGUUAUAUGGAGUUCUUAAUUUUCUUUUGUUUUUCACAAAGCCACUGGUGUAUUUUUAAUUAAUUCUGAUGCAUUUGUUUUUUUAAAUUCAUCUUUGUUCAGCGGCUUGGAUAAAACUGAUCAACUUGAGAUUUUACUAAAUUAUUUAAUCUUUUAUUUGUAAAAAUGUGAAAGAUUAAAAUACUGUUGAAAUCCUAAUGUCUAUAAUACUUUUCUGAUUAGUGAAAUUCUGCAGGGUAUUAACCAGUUUAGUAAAAAGAUACAUGUACACAAAAGUACACCAAUAAAGGUCCUUGUGUUCCAUACAAUGUUUUUUUUAGUUGACAUUACUUGAUAUUUUCAUUGUACUUAAUAAUGUAUGUCAUAGGAAGUAAUUGCAAUUAUGCUAUGAAUAUCACAUGAAUGCUAAAAGUGUAUCACUCUCCUGGUACUGAUGGUGUGGACAAAACGUUGUAACACUUUCAAGGAGCUGUAAGAUUCUGAUUUAAAUAGCAUAAACUUGACUUGUGUCUCCAGAUAUAAGAUCGACAUGUUAAAAUUAAAAACAGCUUUUACCCAU